Didymosphaeria variabile is the source of this 3882-nucleotide messenger RNA. RefSeq lists its product as uncharacterized. Gene Ontology annotation, molecular function: protein binding. Bases 1 to 3882 code for a protein of 1293 amino acids. The transcript has a single exon. NCBI's taxonomy places the organism in Eukaryota, Fungi, Ascomycota, Dothideomycetes, Pleosporales, Didymosphaeriaceae. The record is from RefSeq and is a predicted model, not a curated record.
AUGGUCUUUAAGAGCUUUACCCUCGCGCGUCAGAGUCUUGCGAAAGGCUUCACUCACGGAUACGCUCAGAGCGUCGUCGCUUCUGUCACCCAGCAGAACCCCCUUGCCACAUUCAACCACGACCGCCUUCGCAAGGCAGGCGCAAAGCAGAACCAACAUGCUUUCGCUUCUACAUCUACUACCAGCGCACUAAAGGCGCUCGGCGCAUCCGACGCGCAAGAUUCCGGCCUUGCCGCCUACUACGCAGCAUGGCAGAAGCACCGCAACGUCGAGGACAAAGAGUGGUCGCAGUUCCAGUUCCGCAAGCUCAUUGAGUGGCAACCUUCGUCCGCGGGUACCAAAAGCCCGGCGGAGGCUGAGAGCAAUGUCAUCGUCGAAGAGGCGGAUCAGGAUGCGGAAGUCAUUCCGGCACGCGCCGGUGUGACCCGCGCGUAUAGCACCAGCCAGGUCGAUGACUUCCGAAAGGUCGUCAGCGAUGAGCAGGUGGAAGAGAUUGCGUUGGCGCAGGUAGACGAGGCGAUUGCUCUGGAGGCGGCCAAGAUUGAGGCACUGCAGUCCAGGAGUGGAACACCUGUCUCUCAGAGAGAGGUGGCAAUCGAGGAAGCACGCUCAGAGUCACCUGCCACAGUCGCCGACACUCUUGUGAACUCGACUACGCUGAGCCGCACCGACUCGACUCUCCUUCCCAGCCCUAUUGAGGAGGUUGAUGCCCACAUCUUCCAGCUAGAGAAGCUUGCUGAGAACCAGAAGUAUGGCGAGAUUCCCGCCGUCUUCGAGUCCAUGCUUCGCUCUGGCAUCAAGCCAUCGGCUUCCGCAUACAAUGCUCUCUUGUCAGCUGCCAUCAACCUCCCCAAGAGCAGGCACCAGGUCGUUCCCAAGGCGCUGGAUGUCUACUCGGACAUGCUUCGCCGACGAGUCACUCCUAACACUGCUACCUACACCGCACUCAUUGAGCUUCUUUCCGACCGAUCAUUGGAAGUCGUUUCCACCAAGCAGAGCCUCGAAGAGAAGCGUCUCCGCUUCGGUGGCAUGGAAGAGGAAGGCAAAUUCAUGCUUAACUCCAACGAAACCGAUUAUGCCAUCCUCUCCGAAGACGGCUCUCUGUCCAUUGCUGUCCGCCUAUUCGACGCUGCAGUCAAGGUCGAAUCUGGACGCACAUUCUCAGAGAAGACUUACCGCAUGCUCGUCGCUGCCUGUGCCGAGGGUGCCCGCGUUGAGGACAUGGUGCGCAUCUUUUCCCACAUGGAGUCUCGCGGUGUCAUCCCCGCUGCAGAGAUGUUCGUGCCCAUGAUCCACGCCUUUGGCAAGUCUGGCGAUCUCCGCAGCGCUGUGGAGUGCUACGACGAGUACAAGGCUCUUGCCAUCUCCAACGACAACGGCGAUGUUGCGCUCUCCCGCAAGGACAAUGAAGUGUAUGCCGCACUGAUGAAGGCAUACGCUAUAUGCGGUCGCAUGGAGGGCGGAUGGAAGUUCCUGGCCAAGAUCGAGAAGAACCUCACUACACCAGAGGAGGUCAUCUCGAUCCGCGACACCGCCAGCCUCCAGGCUUUCGUGCCUGAGUGGUUGAACAAGGGUGCUUUCCACGAUGCUUUCGCACAUGCUGCUGAACACAUGAGCCCGCAAGCGCGCGAGGUUGCCAUGGCCGCUAUCUGCAUCAAGGCCGCCGACAAGAACGUGAUGGAUGUUGCUUCUGACGCUUUCGACGCGCUCCCUGCUGAGGUGGAUCUGACACGACCUGCCAUGGCAAUGGGUGCUAUGCACAUCCGCAACGGAAACAUCGAAGCUGCUGAAGUCUUCUGGAGGAUGCUCGAGCUUUCUCCUACCAAGCCUUCCUUCAUUGAGCCCACGACUAUGCACAGCAUUGCCCUCAUUGGCAGCGGUCAAGCAGACCGUGGUCUUCGCCAGGGUCGUCAAAUGUUCGCUCGCAUCCGCGACUCUCAGUCCGCCUCUCAGCAGGCCAAGAUGGAGGUCGUGGAACACAUUGACGAAGCCAUUGAGGUCAUGGGCCAUUUCAUGAUGAAGCGCAGAAUUAUCCUGCCCGCACGAGCUAGCAUGGAGCUCAUGUGGACCAUGAUUGAGAACGGUGGAUUGGUGACCCCCGUUGCUCAUCACUUGCUCGCUGGUGUGGGUCCCGAAGCUGUUGCUCAGCUCAGCUUCGAGGACGUUACUCUCCUCAUGCAAGUUCAGUCCGGAAUCAUUCUCAACUCUCCCGAGGUCGAUAUUGCUCACGCCGCCCGAUUUUCCCAUCUUCUUGAAGUUAUUACAUCGUUAGGCGCGCCUGUGAACAAAACGACAUCUGGUUUGGUGGAGAAAGUUUUGGUAAAGCUUGAUCGAGGAGACCUCCAGCAUAGGUGGUACAACUACAAGCAUCCAGCACCGGAGUCGAUCUACUCUCCGGCGUCGUUUGCUACCUACCCCGUGCAGCCUCCUGCACCAGUCGUUGCUCCCACCUUUGAGGAUUCGUACGAUCCUUAUGCUGCUACCACGGACAACAAGGGUUCGGUAACCAUUACCGAGCUGCUUGAGAAGACCCAUGGACGGCCUGCUUCGCACCUGAACGAGGCCCUGAUGAAGUUCAAGAACAUGCGUCGUGCCGGACGACACCCUCGUUUCUUCACGUACGCCAAGCUCAUCACUGCUGCCGCCAAGGAAGAUCGCUUGAACCUCGCCCAUGACAUCCUCAACCUUGCCAAGCAGGACGUGCCCCUGCUUCCGCAGUACCGCAUCGUCCGUUACGGCUGGGUUACUAUCUUGGAUGCCAUGCUUGCCGCUUGCCUUACGACUGGUCGCCGCGAUCUCGCUGCUCAGUACCACCAGGAUCUCCUCGACAUGGGCGCUGCUCCUACCGCCAACACCUUCGGUCUGUACAUAACCACGCUCAAAGAGUCUACCAAGACAUUCGACGAGGCUACCGAAGCAGUCAAGAUCUUCCUUCGCGCUAAGGCCGAAGGUGUCGAGCCCUCAUCCUUCCUCUACAAUGCUUUGAUUGGCAAGCUUGGGAAGGCCCGCCGCAUCGACGACUGCCUGUUCUAUUUCUCGGAGAUGCGCAAUCUUGGUAUCCGCCCUACGAGUGUUACCUACGGCACCAUUGUCAAUGCUCUCUGCCGUGUGAGUGACGAGAAGUUUGCCGAGGAGCUGUUCGAGGAGAUGGAGAGCAUGCCCAACUACAAACCCCGUCCUGCGCCGUACCACAGCAUGAUGCAGUUCUUUUUGACUACAAAGCGCGACCGCAGCAAAGUUCUGUCCUACUACGAGCGCAUGCGUGCCAAGCGUAUCGAACCCACCACGCACACGUAUAAGCUGCUCAUCGACACAUACGCCACGCUUGAGCCCGUCGACAUGGAAGCCGCCGAGAACGUCCUUGCCCAGAUCCGCCAGGCCGGUGCGAUCCCGGAAGCUGUCCACUACUCUUCCUUGAUCCACGCCAAGGGAUGCGUCAUGCACGACAUGGAGGGCGCCCGCAAGCUGUUUGACACCGUCCUCGCUGACUCCCGCGUCCGCCCGCAAGCCUGCCUCUAUCAAGCCCUCUUCGAGGCCAUGGUCGCCAACCACCAGAUCGCCGACACUGAGUCCGUCCUCCGGGAUAUGCGCACUCGUGGCGUAGAGAUGACGCCUUAUAUCGCCAACUCGCUCAUCCACGGUUGGGCUCUGGUGCACAAUAUUGAGAAGGCGAAAGCCAUCUACGAUGCUGUUUCCGAGGCCAAGCGCGAGCCUAGCACUUACGAGGCUAUGACUCGCGCCUUCAUGGCCGUCGAGGAUCGCGCGUCUGCCAUGGCUGUCGUCAAUGAGGGUCUUUCCCGCGGAUACCCCGCCGCUGUUGCCGGCAAGAUUCUCGAGCUUGUGGGAGGCGGCCGUGCCGCUCCUGCUGAUGUCGCUGCUUAA